Melopsittacus undulatus (budgerigar) is the source of this 1589-nucleotide messenger RNA. Its product is annotated as splicing regulatory glutamine/lysine-rich protein 1-like. The coding region runs from base 276 to 1589 and encodes 437 amino acids. The record is from RefSeq and is a predicted model, not a curated record. The transcript has 8 exons. Gene Ontology annotation, molecular function: RNA binding. Lineage: Eukaryota; Metazoa; Chordata; Aves; Psittaciformes; Psittaculidae.
GUUUUUUUUUUAACUGAUUUGGUUAUUUGCCAUCUCUGGGGAUUAAAUUAAAAAAAAAUGUUCUUCUUUUCUGUAUCUGAUGUUCUGUGUGCUAUUAGUGAUGCAGCCAACAUGAUCGGUUGUCAUGUGUAAAACAACUUUCGAUCACCGUGAAAACACCGCCCUGGGAAAACGUCCAUGCUUGAUAUCGUUUGGUUCAUGAACAUUAAGUUUCCAGUACAGGUAAAAUCCCAGAUGAAGCCAAAGCCCUUUCUCUAUUGGCGCCUGCUCCUGCUAUGACAAGCCUGAUGCCUGGUGCAGGGUUGCUUCCUAUACCUACACCAACCCCUUUGACUACACUCAGUGUUACACUUGGCAAUUUUGGGGCUAUACCAGCAGCAGCAUUGGACCCUAACAUUGCAGCACUGGGAGAAAUACCACAGCCACCGAUUAUGGGGAAUGUGGACCCAUCCAAAAUUGAUGAAAUUAGAAGAACAGUCUACGUUGGAAACUUGAAUUCACAGACUACAACAGCAGAUCAGCUGCUUGAAUUCUUUAAGCAAGUUGGAGAAGUCAAAUUUGUGCGAAUGGCAGGUGAUGAGACACAACCAACACGAUUUGCUUUUGUGGAAUUUGCAGACCAAAAUUCUGUACCACGAGCUCUUGCCUUUAAUGGAGUUAUGUUUGGAGACAGGCCGCUGAAAAUAAAUCACUCCAAUAAUGCAAUAGUGAAGCCUCCUGAAAUGACACCACAAGCUGCUGCCAAGGAACUGGAAGAAGUGAUGAAGAGAGUAAGGGAAGCCCAGUCUUUCAUAUCUGCUGCUAUUGAGCCGGAGUCUGGAAAGAGCAGUGAAAGAAAAGGUGGUCGAUCUCGUUCCCAUUCUCGUUCAGAAUCCAGGUCUAGCUCAAAAUCACGAUCUAGAAGGAAAAGAUCACACUCAAAACACAGAAGUAGAUCUGGCAACAGAUCGCUCUCAAGACACAAGGACAGACUUAGAUCCAGAAGCCCCCUGAAAAAAAGGUCUACAUCUAGGGAAAGGUGGAAAUCAAGAAGUCAUUCUCAGGACAAGCGAAGAGACAAAGAAAAGGUCAAGGGAAAAGAAAAAGCCAAAGAAAAGGAGAAAGAGAGAGACCGAGACAAAGAGAAGGAGAGAAACCAGGACAAAGAAUGGGAAAGAGAGAGAAAUAAAGAGAGAAACAGGGAUAAGGACAAGGAGAAGGACCGGGAGAGAGAGAAGGAACAAAACAAAGACCAAGAGAGAGUCAGAGACAAGGAUAGGGAUAGAGACAGGGAUAAGGACAGGGAAAAGGACAAAGAUAAGAAGGAAAAAGACAGGGAAGAGGUAGACCACAACAAGGAAAAAAAUGAUGUUGAUGAAGAGGGGGAGAAGGACAGAGAGAAGAUUAAGGACAAGGAGGGAGACAAGGAAAGAGGGGACAAAGAUAAUGGCAGAGAUAAAGAAAAGGAAAAAGAUGAGGAUACAGAGAAGAAGGAACAUAAAAGAGAAAAAGAGAGAGAUGAUAAAAAGAAGAGAGAUAAGAGAUCCAGAACACCCCCAAGAAGCUACAGCUCUUCAAGAAGAUCUCGUAGCUCCAGCAGGUUUGUUUAG